GAUUUCCUCACCUCCAGGUAUAAUUUGUUGUAUGGGUUACGAAACAGAUUGAUCAUGUCCUCUGGGAUCGAUAUUGCCCAGCUCUCCGAUAGCGAACGGUCCGCUCUCGAGACCUAUUCCGCGGUCACCGGCCAGGAACCCGCGGAAGCGAUCGAGCUGUUACGCCGAUCACAAUGGAACGUGCAGAUCGCUGUCUCCAAGUUCUUUGACGGGGAGGGUCCUGAUCCCGUGGAAGAGGCACGAGCAGCCCUCGAGAACUCUCCGCCACAACCAGCUCGCCAAACCCAGAACCUCAUGACCGAUGACCUGACAGCGCAACUCUCCCCGGCGGCUCGCGCCGUAGACCCUGCUCCCCGAGUCGUCACGCAGUCGGGAAACCAGCCCACCUAUCGCCCGCCGCUCCUGCUGGCCCUCCUGUUUACUCCGUUCAAUCUUCUAUACCGGCUCCUCUGCGGCUCCUUCCGGCUUUUCGGGGCUCUAUUCCCAUUCCUCCCUCGGUUAUUUCAGUCAACAGCGGGUUCCGCCCUGCAGGGGUCGCGACGAAAUACCAACGGACGCCGGGCACUGGGCCCGCAGGACACGGCAGCCCGGUUCAUCCGGGAGUUCGAGGAGGAAUACGGCACCAACCCGCUCGGGUUCCUCGAGAAUGGAUACAACAUGGCGCUGGAAAAGGCCCACAAGGACCUCAAAGUCCUCCUCGUGGUCUUGAUCGCCCCCGAGCAUGACAACACCAACGGCUGGGUCCGCGACACGCUGCUCUCGCGCGAGGUGGUCGAGUUUGUCAACGACCCGCAGAACGGCGUCAUCGUCUGGGGGGGCAACAUCCAGGACUCCGAAGCCUACCAGGUCUCCAACUCUCUCCGAUGCACCAAGUUCCCCUUUGCUGCUGCCAUCGUGCACACCCCCGGCGUGUCCUCGACAGCCAUGUCGGUCGUCUCGCGGAUUGCAGGAACCACGUCCCCCGCGGAAUUCAUCGAAAAGCUCCGGUCCGCGAUCUCGCAGAACCGCGAGCCGCUCGACCGCCUGCGCUCCACGCGGGCUGAGCAGCAAGCCUCGCGCAGCCUCCGGCAGGAGCAGGACUCAGCCUACGAGCGCUCGCUGGCCAUCGACCGGGAACGGGCGCGUCAGCGGCGCGAGGCAGAAGCGGCGCAGCAGCGGGAGGCGCAGGAGGCGGCCGAGCGCGAGGCAGCCGAAGAGAAGCGACGACAGGACCUGCAGCAGUGGAAGCAGUGGCGCGUGCAAUCCAUUGCCGACGAGCCUGGUCCCGACGUCAAGGAUGCCGUGCGCGUCAGCCUCCGACUGCCCACGGGCGAGCGGGUGAUCCGGAAAUUUGCCCCAGACGCAGAAAUCGAGGAGCUCUACGCGUUGGUGGAAUGCUACAACCUUCUCCAGGAUGCGCAGGGAAAGGCGACUGGGGCGGAGAAGCCGGCUGGGUUCGAACACCAGUAUGGAUUCCGACUGGUGUCGCCUAUGCCGCGUGUCGUGUACGAGGUCGAAGCCGGGGGCACGGUUCGGGAUAAGAUCGGGCGUGGGGGGAAUCUGCUGGUGGAGCCGAUUGAUGAUGGGAGUGACGAGGAGGGGGAGGAUGAUUCGUAGCGAUUGACUGUAUUAGUAUCUGAAUCUGUACCAGUGGGCUCACGCGGGCGCCAUAGUGGCUCAGGAGAGCCACAGCCUCAUUUUAUUCCAGUAAGGUAAAUAUAAUGACAGACACGAAGAUCUUGCCCUCUGAUCUACAAGUUUGACACUGGGAGC
This is a messenger RNA of Aspergillus candidus, 1752 nucleotides long. RefSeq names its product clathrin-mediated endocytosis regulator UBX3. The coding region runs from base 55 to 1596 and encodes 513 amino acids. Gene Ontology annotation, molecular function: ubiquitin binding. The transcript is spliced from 2 exons. The record is from RefSeq and is a predicted model, not a curated record. Gene Ontology annotation, cellular component: endoplasmic reticulum. Lineage: Eukaryota; Fungi; Ascomycota; Eurotiomycetes; Eurotiales; Aspergillaceae.